Messenger RNA from Pistacia vera, 1723 nucleotides. RefSeq names its product oligopeptide transporter 1-like. The coding region runs from base 1 to 1593 and encodes 530 amino acids. Lineage: Eukaryota; Viridiplantae; Streptophyta; Magnoliopsida; Sapindales; Anacardiaceae. Gene Ontology annotation, biological process: transmembrane transport. The transcript is spliced from 5 exons. The record is from RefSeq and is a predicted model, not a curated record. Gene Ontology annotation, molecular function: oligopeptide transmembrane transporter activity.
AUGGUUCAGACUACAAUUCUUCCUUCUGUUUUCAUAUCAAGUUCGUGUAUAUACAGUGCCAGGCUAUCUUUUCCCUACACUGUCAGCUCUCUCCUUUGUCUGUUGAUAUGGAAGGAUUCAAUUACAGCACAAAGAUUGGUUCAGGUUCAAGGCCUUGGCAUUGGCUCCUUUGGCCUUGACUGUCCACUGUUGUACUGGGAGCCCCUAGCCUCACCCUUCUUUGCUAUUGCAAAUUACUUAGUUGGGUUUGUUUUGUUUCUCUAUGUUCUUGUUCCCAUUGCUUAUUGGAAUAAUCUUUAUGAAGCCCGUCGAUUUCCCAUAAUGUCUCCAUACACCUAUGACUCUGCUGGCCAACUUUACAAUAUUACCCGUGUCCUCAAUCAAAAAGAAUUUGAUCUUAAUCACGUUGGCUAUGAAAAUUAUAGCAAAGUCUACCUCAGUAUCGUGUUUGCCUUCCUCUACGGAUUGAGCUUUGCAACACUAAUGGCUAGUUUAUCACAUGUUGCACUCUUUGAAGGAAAAAAAAUUUGGGAAAUGUGGAAACAAACAACUUCUGCAGUUAAAGAUCAGUUUGGUGAUGUGCACACAAGAUUGAUGAAGAACAACUACAAAGCAGUACCUCAAUGGUGGUUCCAAAUUGUAUUAAUAGUGACAUUUGCUCUUUCAAUCUUUGCUUGUGAAGGCUUCAAUAGACAGCUUCAACUUCCAUGGUGGGGAAUUGUACUAGCUUGUGGCAUGGCAUUCUUUUUCACAUUACCUGUUGGGGUGAUUCAAGCCACAACUAACAUGCAACCAGGGCUAAACGUGAUUACAGAGCUGAUUAUCGGGUAUAUGUAUCCUGGUAAGCCCCUUGCCAAUGUGGCUUUCAGGACUUACGGCUACAUCAGCAUGACACAAGCCCUCAGUUUUCUUAGCGAUUUCAAACUAGGUCACUAUAUGAAAAUCCCUCCCAGAUCCAUGUUCAUUGUUCAGUUAGUGGGAACUGUAAUUGCCUCAACUGUCUGCUACGGCACAGCAUGGUGGCUUCUCACAUCUGUUGAUCACAUAUGUAACAAACAUUUACUACCAAAGGGAAGUCCAUGGACCUGUCCAAACGAUGUUGUCUUCUACAAUGCUUCGAUCAUCUGGGGAGUUGUUGGACCACUCAGAAUGUUCACGAGCCACGGUAUCUACCCGCAGAUGAACUGGUUCUUCUUGAUUGGUGUAGUUGCCCCAGUUCCAGUAUGGCUGCUCUCGCGCAAGUUCCCUGAAAAGAAAUGGAUCAAGUAUAUCCACAUGCCCCUUAUCUUGGCAGGACCAGGGGGCUUGCCAUCAGCCAAAGCUGUGCAUUAUUGGAGUUGGGCAGCUGUUGGAAUUUUCUUCAACUACUACAUUUUCAAGAGGUACAAGGGAUGGUGGGCUAGACAUAACUAUAUUUUAUCAGCUGCUCUGGAUGCAGGACUUGCAUUCAUGGGUGUACUGCUUUAUUUCGCCCUUCAAUCUCAUGAUGUUGAUGGUCCAGAAUGGUGGGGUCUUGAUAACAGUGACCAUUGUCCAUUGGCAAUCUGCCCUACAGCACCAGGGAUUGAAGUCGAUGGAUGCCCUGUGUUUUGAGGUGGGCAAGAAAUUGCCCUCACCAAAGUUAUAGCUGAGGCUGUGUAUGGAGAAGACAAAAGCUGUAAAAUUUCAGUAGCAAAAGCUAUUUUAUAGAUUCACAUACAACAAAAAUGUUGUACAUUAAGAA